UUUUGGCAAUGUUUGCCCUUCCGAGGCGAAGUUACCGCUGUGGCGGGGCCCUCCCGGAGGGCGCGGGCCCGGCGGCCGCCAUGCCGCGGCAGGCAGCGGGGAGCGGCCGGGCGGGAGGCCGCGGAGCCGCCCCGGGAGGCGGGCCCGGGACGGACGGCUCCGCGGCGGCUGCCCGGGGCCAUGGGGAACGCCGUCGCUUGGCGCUCCCUCGGCAGGCGGACCCCCCCCGCCACUCCCGCGCUGCUGCCGAGGUUGCAAAGCUUAAAUCGCGUCUUCCGAAGGAAAUACGAGGGAUUGUGUCACGGUAAACAGCCAGCGCACAUGCUGCUGCCCUGCCGUUUAGUGAGCAAUAAAGCAAAAUACAGGUGGUGUGCAAAAUCUUACCCUGUUUUAGACGGACGUGUCCUAUCCGUGUAUCGACAUGUGUUCGAAGCAAAUUUAAGGAACAGUGAGACUCUUAUUAAAAGAUAUUCAGAAUUGCUGGAGACUGUCAGUAAAGGAGGGGGAGGAAAUGCCAUCUUGCAUCAUACUCAGAGAAACAAGAAGCUGUUUGUUCAUGACCGCCUGAAGUUGCUGCUUGACGAUGAGUCUUUUCUGGAGCUGUCUCCGCUGGCAGGCCUCGCUAUGCCGUAUGGUGAUGUCCCUGCUGCUGGGUGCCUUACAGGAAUUGGCAAAAUCUGUGGAAUCUGGUGUGUCUUCAUGGCGAACGAUGCAACUGUAAAAGGAGGAGCUAUUUUUCCAAUCGGGGUGAAGAAACAGUUGAGAGCUCAAGAAAUAGCCAUGCAGAACAGACUGUUAUGUGUGUACCUGGUUGACAGCGGGGGAGCGUUCCUACCACUGCAGGCAGAGCUGUUCCCUGACAAGUCGCACGGUGGCAGAGUUUUCUACAAUGAAGCGAUAAUGUCUGCCAUGAGAAUCCCUCAGGUGGCAGUGGUCUGUGGCUCCUGUGUAGCUGGAGGUGCCUAUAUGCCAACCAUGGCAGAAGAAGCUGUGAUGAUAGAUAAAAUUGGUACACUGUUCCUUGCUGGCCCUCCUCUGGUAAAAGCUGCUACAGGAGAGUAUGUCUCUCCUGAGGACCUAGGAGGAGCUAAACUUCACACUAAAGUCAGUGGCUGUAGUGACCAUUUUGCAUCUUCAGAAAAGGAAGCUUAUGAAUGUAUUCGAAAUGUUAUCUCAACAUUAAAUUAUGAUCCACCACCAGAGGAGGUCAUAGAGUAUGACAGUCCUCUGUACAGUUCUGAUGAGCUCUUGGGCCUGGCACCGCAAGAUUACAGGUGUACUCUUCCUGUAAAAUUGAUUCUGAGCCGUCUGAUGGAUGGAAGCAGGUUCCAGGAAUUCAAGGCUAAUUAUGGAACAACAGUAGUAACGGGCUUUGGCCACGUGCAAGGGCACUUGGUGGGGAUAGUGGCUAGCAACGGGGAGCUGUCUCACGACGCUUCUCUCAAGGGCAGCCACUUCGUGCAGCUUUGCAGUCAGCGGAGCAUCCCCAUCCUCUUUUUCCAAAAUACUGCUCCACACACAGCACAGCCCACAAGCAUCUCACAGGCAGAGGCCCACUCCAACAAAUUAAAAGCCCAGGCCUCCAUGAUGGCUGCUGUUGCCUGUGCUGCUGUUCCCAAAAUAACCAUUGUAAUUGGUGGCUGCUAUGGGAGCGACAGUUACGUUAUGUGCGGGAGAUCGUUCAGUCCAAACUUUCUGUUCUUGUGGCCUAAUGCGAGAGUUGCCCUUGUGGAUUCAAGACAUUUCUCCACAGUCCCCCAGGCUGGGGACAAUGACUGUACAGGAGAUGAAUCAGAGCUAAAACAUCUGAAAGAAAAGCUAGAGGAAGAAAGCAGUGCAUUUUACUCCUCUGCCAGACUCUGGGAUGAUGGUGUAAUUCUACCUCAAAAUACUAGAAAGGUAAUUGCACAGUGCUUAGAGAUUCUAGACCAGCAGAAGUACCAGGUCGUGUCUCCGUGUCGGUUUCCUGUCAUCAGGAUGUAACAGCAGCCAUUUCCAAAGAAUCAGCCUCUUAAAGUUAGCGCCGUGUACUAGAAAUCUUGAAUGUAAGUGAUUUUCUAAUUCUUUGAGAGCAUUAAUAAAAACGUUAAACCAUUGCAGACAAA
This is a messenger RNA of Tyto alba (common barn owl), 2105 nucleotides long. Its product is annotated as methylcrotonoyl-CoA carboxylase beta chain, mitochondrial. The transcript has 13 exons. The record is from RefSeq and is a predicted model, not a curated record. The coding region runs from base 181 to 1983 and encodes 600 amino acids. Gene Ontology annotation, molecular function: methylcrotonoyl-CoA carboxylase activity. Gene Ontology annotation, cellular component: mitochondrion; methylcrotonoyl-CoA carboxylase complex. Gene Ontology annotation, biological process: L-leucine catabolic process. Lineage: Eukaryota; Metazoa; Chordata; Aves; Strigiformes; Tytonidae.